GGGCCACCGGGCUGCUCCGAGUGAGAACCGUGAGGGUUGCCAAGCUCUGUGGGGACCUCUGACCCUUGGGCAGCACCUCCCGACAGCUGGCUCGGGAACCAACUCUGCGAGCCAGCCAAACUUAGGUCCCUGUAUCCAUGGUGAAGAAAGAUGGUUGGAAUCUUCCCGGGCUAGAUGGAAUAGAUAGUGAAAUCUAACCACGUGGAUUAUACAACCUAAUUCCUAUUGCCUGGAAAACUCUGGGAGAGUGGUAUUGGAUACCAUUACAGUCAGCAAAUCUUCGUCUAAAAUUUUGAGCGCAUAUCUCAGAUCUACUUGUAAAAGUAACAUUUUCUGGAUUGGUGUGAGACAACUUGUUUUGAAUCAGAGUGAAAAUGAGUUCUUCAGUAAGAAGAAAAGGCAAGCCAGGCAAAGGAGGUGGAAAAGGGUCUUCUAGAGGAGGAAGAGGAGGCAGGAGUCACGCCAGUAAAUCUCAUGGGAGUGGUAGUGGUGGCAGUGGCGGUGGUGGUGGUGGCAACAGAAAGGCCUCCAGUAGAAUAUGGGAUGAUGGAGAUGACUUUUGUAUCUUCAGUGAAUCAAGGCGCCCUUCCAGACCUAGCAACAGUAACAUAAGCAAAGGAGAGGCACGCCCAAAAUGGAAACCCAAAGCCAAAGUACCCCUUCAGACUCUACAUAUGACUUCUGAGAAUCAAGAGAAAGUGAAAGCUCUUCUCCGAGACCUGCAAGAGCAAGAUGCUGAUGCUGGAUCUGAAAGAGGCAUUUCUGGGGAGGAGGAAGAUGAUGAGCCUGAUUGCUGUAACGAUGAGCGGUACUGGCCAGCUGGACAGGAACCUUCCCUCGUUCCCGACUUGGAUCCUUUGGAAUAUGCUGGCUUAGCCCCAGUGGAGCCUCAUGUUCCAGAAUUUACAGUCUCCCCAUUUGCAGUGCAAAAACUUUCCAGGUAUGGUUUCAAUAUUGAACGCUGUCAAGCAGUCCUGAGGAUGUGUGAUGGAGAUGUGGGAGCAUCACUGGAGCAUCUCCUUACCCAGUGUUUUUCAGAGACAUUUGGAGAGAGGAUGAAGAUCUCUGAGGCAGUCAACCAGAUAAGCUUGGAUGAGUGUAUGGAACAGCGACAGGAAGAGGCGUUUGCUCUCAAGUCCAUCUGUGGAGAAAAAUUUAUAGAAAGAAUUCAGAACAGAGUCUGGACCAUUGGAUUAGAACUGGAGUAUUUGACAAGUAGAUUCCGCAAAUCCAAGCCAAAAGAAAGUACCAAAAAUGUACAAGAAAAUUCACUUGAAAUCUGUAAAUUUUACCUCAAAGGAAAUUGUAAAUUUGGAUCAAAAUGCAAAUUCAAACAUGAAAUGCCCCCAAAUCAAAUUGUUGGAAGAAUAGAAAGAAGUGUAGACGAUUCUCAUCUUAAUGCUAAUGAAGAUGGAUCUUUUUUAUAUGAACUUGAAAUUCGAUUUUCUAAAGACCACAAAUAUCCCUACCAAGCUCCCCUCAUAGCAUUUUAUUCCACCAAUGAGAACCUACCUCUGGCUUGUCGUUUACAUAUUUCUGAGUUUCUUUAUGACAAGGCCUUGACAUUUGCGGAAACUUCGGAACCUGUCGUAUAUUCUUUGAUAACCCUUUUAGAGGAAGAAUCGGAAAUAAUCAAGUUACUAACGAAUACCCAUCACAAGUAUAGUGUCCCUCCCGUGAACUUUCUGCCAGUACCCUCUAGGACCAGGAUAAAUAAUCCUGCCUGUCAUAAACCAGUGAUUCCAAAUAAUUCUUUUGUUUCUAAUCAAAUUCCAGAAGUUGAAAAAGAAUCAGAAUCUGAGGAGUCAGAUGAGGAUGAAGGUCCUGCACCUGUUAUAGUAGAGAAUGAAAGCUAUGUGAACCUUAAGAAAAAGAUUUCCAAAAGAUAUGACUGGCAGGCAAAGUCAGUACAUGCUGAAAAUGGUAAAAUCUGCAAGCAGUUCCGAAUGAAACAGGCUUCCAGACAGUUCCAGUCCAUUCUGCAAGAGAGACAAUCACUCCCUGCUUGGGAAGAAAGAGAAACCAUUCUUAACUUACUGCGUAAGCACCAGGUGGUUGUCAUAAGUGGUAUGACUGGAUGUGGGAAAACCACACAGAUUCCACAGUUUAUUCUGGAUGAUUCUCUGAAUGGACCACCUGAAAAGGUGGCCAACAUCAUCUGUACCCAACCCCGACGAAUCUCUGCAAUCUCUGUUGCUGAACGCGUUGCUAAAGAAAGAGCAGAGAGGGUGGGUCUGACCGUGGGAUACCAGAUUCGGUUAGAAAGUGUCAAGUCCUCAGCCACCAGACUGUUAUACUGUACUACGGGAGUGCUACUGAGAAGGCUAGAAGGAGAUACAGCUCUACAGGGAGUCUCCCAUAUCAUUGUUGAUGAAGUUCACGAGAGGACAGAAGAAAGUGACUUCUUGCUGCUAGUUUUGAAGGACAUUGUAUCGCAGAGGCCAGGUCUUCAAGUUAUUUUAAUGAGUGCGACUCUAAACGCUGAGCUUUUUUCAGAAUAUUUUAAUUCCUGCCCAGUUAUUACUAUACCAGGUCGUACAUUUCCUGUUGAUCAAUUUUUUUUGGAAGAUGCAAUUGCUGUGACAAGGUAUGUAUUACAGGAUGGGAGCCCAUAUAUGCGGUCCAUGAAACAGAUUUCAAAAGAAAAGCUUAAAGCAAGGCGGAACAGAACUGCAUUUGAAGAAGUGGAAGAAGACCUGAGGCUCUCCCUUCACCUCCAGGAUCAGGAUUCUGUCAAAGAUGUAGUGCCAGAUCAACAGUUAGAUUUUAAGCAGCUCCUGGCCCGCUAUAAAGGGGUUAGCAAGUCAGUCAUCAAAACAAUGUCCAUCAUGGAUUUUGAAAAGGUGAAUCUUGAAUUAAUAGAGGCCUUAUUAGAGUGGAUUGUGGACGGAAAGCACUCCUACCCUCCAGGUGCUGUACUUGUAUUUUUACCAGGACUAGCAGAAAUCAAAAUGCUUUAUGAACAGCUACAGUGUAAUUCUCUUUUCAACAACAGACGUAGUAAUCGAUGUGUUAUUCACCCACUUCAUUCAUCUUUAUCCAGUGAAGAGCAGCAGGCUGUGUUUGUAAAACCUCCUGUAGGAGUAACUAAGAUUAUAAUUUCCACCAACAUUGCUGAGACAUCCAUAACCAUCGAUGAUGUUGUCUAUGUCAUCGAUUCUGGGAAAAUGAAAGAAAAGAGAUAUGAUGCCAGCAAAGGGAUGGAAAGUCUAGAGGACACUUUUGUGUCUCAAGCCAAUGCUCUACAAAGGAAAGGCCGAGCAGGCCGUGUUGCAUCUGGGGUCUGCUUCCAUUUAUUCACUAGCCAUCACUACAAUCACCAACUUUUAAAGCAACAGCUACCAGAAAUACAAAGAGUGCCACUGGAACAGCUGUGUCUAAGAAUUAAAAUUUUAGAGAUGUUUAGUGCUCAUAAUCUCCAGUCUGUGUUCUCUCGGCUCAUUGAACCUCCACACGCCGAUUCUCUUCGUGCCUCAAAAAUACGAUUACGAGACUUAGGAGCAUUAACUCCAGAUGAAAAAUUGACCCCUCUUGGGUAUCACUUGGCCUCUCUGCCUGUGGAUGUGAGAAUUGGCAAACUAAUGUUGUUUGGGUCCAUCUUCCGCUGUUUGGAUCCUGCUCUCACCAUUGCUGCCAGUUUGGCUUUUAAGUCUCCGUUUGUAUCUCCCUGGGAUAAAAAAGAAGAAGCUAACCAGAAAAAGCUGGAAUUUGCAUUCGCAAACAGUGAUUAUCUGGCCCUUCUACAAGCAUAUAAGGGAUGGCAGCUAAGUACAAAAGAAGGUGUGCGUGCAAGUUAUAAUUACUGCAGACAAAACUUCUUGUCCGGAAGAGUUCUGCAGGAAAUGGCCAGCCUCAAACGACAAUUCACGGAGCUGUUAUCGGAUAUAGGGUUUGCAAGGGAAGGGCUCAGAGCAAGGGAAAUUGAGAAAAGGGCCCAAGGAGGAGAUGGUGUCUUAGAUGCCACAGGAGAAGAGGCAAACUCAAAUGCUGAGAACCCCAAGCUGAUAUCAGCAAUGCUGUGCGCUGCUUUGUAUCCAAAUGUAGUGCAGGUGAAAAGCCCAGAAGGAAAAUUUCAGAAGACCAGUACUGGAGCUGUCAGAAUGCAACCAAAAUCGGCUGAGUUGAAGUUUGUCACCAAGAACGAUGGAUAUGUACACAUUCACCCUUCAUCAGUGAACUAUCAGGUGAGACACUUUGACAGCCCCUACCUGUUGUACCACGAGAAGAUAAAAACUAGUCGGGUAUUCAUCCGAGACUGCAGCAUGGUGUCUGUGUACCCGCUGGUCUUGUUUGGAGGAGGCCAAGUGAAUGUGCAGCUUCAAAGAGGAGAGUUCGUUGUCUCCCUGGAUGAUGGUUGGAUCCGUUUUGUAGCUGCUUCCCAUCAGGUGGCUGAAUUGGUAAAGGAGCUUCGUUGCGAACUUGAUCAGCUUCUCCAGGAUAAAAUUAAAAACCCAAGCAUUGAUCUGUGUACGUGUCCUCGAGGAUCCCGGAUCAUCAGCACAAUUGUGAAACUUGUCACCACACAAUAAAGAGCAGUCUUACAGAGUGCUUGCUACUCACCUGCUUCUAGCUCACCUGGGAAAUAACAGCAGAACCUCUACCUCCAACUAAAGACCUGUUGGGGCUGGCCCUGGUGGAGGAGCCCAGGGCAGGCAGCCCAAGGCAGCUGAGGCAGUGCAUAUACCCUUAGGGCCAUUUCUAACAAAGCCUUGGCCACUCCCAGCACAAUUUGGAGUGUCAAGGGUAAGAGCCUAAACCCCAGCUUGCCUGUUUUUGUCUCUGUGACUGUUCUGGAGUGAAUUAAGUUCACCUGAUAACACAAAAGUGAAUGUAUAAUACAAUUCUGUUUUAAUCUGUGUAUUCUUUUUCUCUACUUUUUACUGGGGUGAUACAGGGGCAUGAGGAGAAAUACGCCUUUUUUUUUUCUUUCCCUGUCGUCAAAGCUCAACUGAGAGAAUUCAGAACAGAGAAGGGAAAAAAGACAAAACUAUGUGAACAAGAAAAAAUAAAAUUUCAUUUUAGGCUAUUGGCUACUGAGUAACCUUGACUUGUGAGGGAUUUUUAUUUUUACUCAUUAAAGGGCAACUUAAAAAAA
Molecule: messenger RNA, 5095 nt
Organism: Piliocolobus tephrosceles (Ugandan red Colobus)
Lineage: Eukaryota; Metazoa; Chordata; Mammalia; Primates; Cercopithecidae
Gene: DHX57
Product: DExH-box helicase 57
Exons: 25
Coding region: 375-4529 (1384 amino acids)
Cellular component (GO): intracellular anatomical structure
Molecular function (GO): protein binding; helicase activity; metal ion binding
Source: RefSeq, a predicted model, not a curated record